CUCUCUCUCUUCUCAUUUGUUAAAGGUCUCAUACCGGUGCAACAGAACCAUGACUUUUUUUUUCCCAAACAGAUCUUCUUUCUGCCCUUUGGGCAAGUCCCGCACCCUCCCCAGCUCACCCCACCACACACACAUACACACCCCCGAAAACCCCCGCCCUGGAAGAGGUAUUUCUGUGCUCGCUGCGGACUCUUUAAGCCGCGGGAACAUCCGAGUGGGAGAAGCACUGAGCCCGUCUGGGCCGAGAAAGGAACGAAUGGAAAAUUCCCUCACACCCAGGCCGCCCCGGGGCCCAGGCUGGGGCGCCGACUCUCGCACCCGGGGCGGGCGCGGUCCGCCAAGCCCGCCGGCUGCAGGGAGGAGGGGGAGGCCGAAGAGGCGGGGGCUUGAGCGAACUUGGGCUCAAGUAGUUGGGGCGCGCCAGCGCAGGGAGGGGGCCGGGGGCUCCCCAGCGCGAGCCCGCGACCCCAGGCAGCUCCACCGGAGCGGCGCGCAGGGCUUCGCCGCGGUUUGCCGCCCUCCCUGGGGGUGCCCCGUGCACGUGGCCUCGCUCGGAGCGGGAGGACCGGGCCCAGCAGCCGCUGCCGCCUCCUGCUCCCUCCUCCUCCGUCUCCUCCUCCUCCUCCCAGGCCUGCUCCACUCUCCUCCUCCCGCAGCCCCGCUGGCCGGCUCCCAAUCCCCACCCCCCGGGGCCCGGGGCGCCGGCGGAAAGCGGCUCCCUCCCGCCGGGGUGCAGCAGGGCUGGGCCGAGGCGCGCCAGGGCUGCGGGGCGGUCGGGCGCGCGCUCGAUCGGGGUGCGUGUGCCGCUACCGCCCUGCAGAGGCGGCCGCGCCCGCCUCGCUCCCGCGCGAGAGCCCCGCCCCCACCCCACCGAGCCGAGCGGCAGGCCCGAGUGAAUGAACUUGAUUUCGGGUAUUUGGAGCGAGGCGGUUUGCCUUGCACCCUUUCUACGCGCGCACACAGGCACACACACACACCGCCCCCAAAAUCCGGUUUUCCGCAAGGGAUGGGUGGAGAAGAGGUGGUAGCAAAGGCUGUCCAGACAAUGGAGAGAGGAAAAGUUGCAUCCAAAAGUUUUCUCACAAGCUUAAAAAAGAAAAAACGAAAAGUUGACAACUGUGACACAGAGGAGGCCGAAAAAGCUGCAGCAGCACCAGGGGGGAAGAAGCAGCCGCAGACCCAGCUCUUGCAUGUGAUUUGAGGGGAGGCUCAACAAUUCCACACACCCUGGCUGCAUCGCCAAUAUCAAUAUUUUAAAACUAAAUACAAAAGAGACAGAUGACCUCCUGACCCCAGGAAACAGGCCUGCAAAACUGCAAGUAUCCACACUACCAUGCCCAGGGACCUUUCCUCCUUCCAAAUGAACCACAAAAAUCAUACAUGUGUAGCCUGGAAAACACAAUUUUAUAUCCACAAGGAGGAACACCAAAAAAUCCACUCAAAAACGCAUAUAUAAACAACCAACACGGUCUGAAAUUGCCUGCACUUGAUGGGAAUUGCAAAAUCAUGCCCAGCUCUCCCAGCCUUUAAACUACUACUGUCAAAGUAGGGUAGCAAUUUUUCCCUACUAGAAAAUUCACCACCGGGUAGCUUCCCCACCCCCAUUGCCAGCACUCUGCCUUUCACUGAAACAAAUAACCAUGGACAUUUUUUCCCUCCUCUGGGAGCUGUUUGGUGUCCCCUGAGGACAAAACUAAAUGAGAAAAAUGACGCUGUUAAUAACAUCACUGCUGAAAUGCCUGUACUCGACUUAAAAAAAAAAAAUACCAUCCCACUAAGUAUGCCUACAUUUCGGGCACGUUUACAAGCUCCAUCUGAAUCUGAACACUGACUGGGCCAGAGUCCUCCAUUAAGGUUAGCCGGUUUCCACUUUUCUACAGAAAUGAGGCCAGUUCAUCAACAGAGAUUCCCAACUUCUGAAGACAUUUACUCCCCAGAUUACAAAGUCAGCAGUUGCCCUGUAACUUUUGCGUGAUUUAUUUUAAACUUUGAAAACCUUGGUAAUAAUUGUCUUAUUUCACUCCCAAUACUUCGAAAGUUACAUACACACUCACACACACAGUCUCGUCCCUGCUGGUACUGAGAGAGUUGUAGUUAUUGUUCUUUUUGAAAAUAGCUGACCUUUAAAGUAAAACUAUACCAUCAUUUUAUUUCUAUGUGUAAAUUGGCUUUUGUUGCUGUCUACAUACACCUUUGUGAUAUGAAAACAGAUCGGUUUUAGAGAGAUGUUUAGAAAGCUUUAUCCCAAAUGGCCAAGUAGCCUUUAUGUUUUGUAUUAAGAAGCGUAAAAGUACAUUGCAAACCCACGCAAACUUUCUGCACCCCUUUCUCUAACUCUUCCCUUGAAAACUGCCAUUCUAUUUCAAAAUCAAAACAAUGCUUAAGGACAGAAUUGUGCAUUUUAACUUUCAAAUUAAAAUUUAGCAAACAAUUGCAUAAUUACAAAGAGAAAAAACAAACACUUGAGCCUAUACCAAAUAUAUGUUCAGCAAACUUUAUCUCUGAAAUGUACCUGAAAUGUUUUAACACAGUAAGUUAAUAAAUUUCAAAAAGCAGUAAUAUUGUCCACUCGUGUGAUGUCACAAACUCCAAAAACAAAGUUACAGAUGUUCGUGACAUUACAUUCACUCAUAAUUAUGCUGCUGCUCAGUCUGACCAUAUUAAAAUUAAAUGGAUGCCUGUGUCUGCUAAAGAAUAAAAGGAAUUUAUUUUGGACAUCAAACAAUGAAACUGUCACCAUUUAUUGUAUGAAACACUCAGCUAAUCAAUUUCCUAUUAAAACAGCUUUCAACAAUACUCAGCUUUAAAAUUCAUCCGGGCCAGUAAAAACCUUUUCCCAGUGCACAAGAAUGCAGUCGCAACCACGGACGAUAAUUACCCUUCUAAUACUUUUAUUGCCAAGCAC
Equus quagga is the source of this 2905-nucleotide messenger RNA. Its product is annotated as collagen alpha-1(I) chain-like. Bases 50 to 1201 code for a protein of 383 amino acids. NCBI's taxonomy places the organism in Eukaryota, Metazoa, Chordata, Mammalia, Perissodactyla, Equidae. The transcript has 3 exons. The record is from RefSeq and is a predicted model, not a curated record.